CUCCUUCAAAAACCAGCUAAAUUCCUUUUCCUUUUUCCUCUCCCAUGGCGGACCUCAAUUUAUACCCCUUCAACAUUCUCUGCUAAAUUCCCACAACUUCCUUCUCGUUCAUCAUCAUCAUCUUCUUCUUCUUCCUCUCUCUCUGUACUUGAUGGAGUCCGAGGCUGUUUUGAGGACGAAGCAGAGCAAUGUCUUCCGAUUGAAGUGCUCCGUCCAGAACUACGAUUGGGGGAUCAGAGGACCGGAUUCUGCAGUCGCGAGGCUCUUUGCGUUGAACUCUGGCUCGAUUGUCGAUUCCGAUAAGCCCUACGCGGAGUUUUGGAUGGGGACUCACGAUUCCGGACCUUCCUUUCUGAUCGGCGCCGCUGAGAAUGGCGGUGCGGUUGAGUCCGAUUCCACUUCCCUCAAGUCUUGGGUUUCUGAAAACCCUAAUUCCCUCGGCGAGAAGGUCGUCGAGAAAUGGGGCUCCGACCUCCCCUUCCUGUUCAAGGUUCUCUCUGUGGCGAAAGCAUUGUCGAUACAGGCUCAUCCGGACAAGGAAUUGGCGAAGAUACUCCAUAAGUUGCAACCCAAAGCUUAUAGAGACGCAAAUCACAAGCCGGAAAUGGCACUGGCGAUUACGGAGUUCGAAGCUCUCUGUGGAUUCAUCAGUCUCGAGGAGCUUAAGGAUGUUCUUCGUUCUGUUCCUGAGACUGUGGAAAUGAUUGGCCAUGAAGACACAAACAGAGUGCUGUUAUUAGAUGAUGAAGAUGAGGAAGAGGACCUGAAGUCUGUCCUGAGGUCAGCUUUCACUCAGUUAAUGUCGGCUACCAAAUCAAUGAUAUCGGGCACGAUAUCCGACUUGAAGAGGCGGCUGCACUCUGAAAGUGAGGUGAGGCAGCUAACUGCUAAGGAACUCCUAGUAUUACGUUUGGAGAAGCAAUAUCCUGAUGAUGUGGGCGUUAUUGCAGCAUUCUUCUUAAAUUAUGUGAAGCUGAAUCCUGGAGAAGCUCUGUACCUCGGAGCAAACGAGCCACAUGCAUAUAUAAGUGGCGAGUGUAUCGAGUGCAUGGCAACGUCUGAUAAUGUCGUCCGGGCUGGCCUAACUCCCAAGUUUCGCGAUGUCCAGACUCUCUGUGCUAUGCUUACUUACAAACUGGGCUUUCCUGAAAUCCUCCAAGGAGUUCCUGUAAAUCCAUACAUAACAAAGUACAUUCCACCGUUCGAUGAAUUUGAGGUUGACUGUUGCGUUCUUCCUGAGGGAGCAUCCGUCUUAUUUCCAGCAAGCCCCGGUCCUUCGAUAUGCUUGGUUGCUCGGGGGGAGGGGAUGAUGCUGCCUCUAGAAUCACUAGAGAGUGAUGUAAUCAGUGAAGGAGAUGUCCUCUUUGUAGCUGCUAAAACUGAGAUUAGUAUAACGAGUGAAGUUGAGUUGCUCAUUUUCAGAACGGGAGUAAACAGCAGGUUCUUUGAUGCAUUCAUGAACGGUAAAUAAAAUAUUCACUUUGAUUCAUGAAUGGUAAAUAAAAUAUUCACCUUGAUUUUUUUUCCCUA
Momordica charantia (bitter melon) is the source of this 1530-nucleotide messenger RNA. It is a transcript of the gene MEE31, whose product is annotated as Mannose-6-phosphate isomerase, type I. The record is from RefSeq and is a predicted model, not a curated record. NCBI's taxonomy places the organism in Eukaryota, Viridiplantae, Streptophyta, Magnoliopsida, Cucurbitales, Cucurbitaceae. Gene Ontology annotation, molecular function: zinc ion binding; mannose-6-phosphate isomerase activity. Gene Ontology annotation, biological process: carbohydrate metabolic process; GDP-mannose biosynthetic process. Gene Ontology annotation, cellular component: cytosol.